Messenger RNA from Onychomys torridus (southern grasshopper mouse), 1049 nucleotides. RefSeq names its product NAD(P)H quinone dehydrogenase 1 (gene Nqo1). The transcript has 6 exons. Bases 204 to 1028 code for a protein of 274 amino acids. Gene Ontology annotation, cellular component: cytosol. Gene Ontology annotation, molecular function: NAD(P)H dehydrogenase (quinone) activity. NCBI's taxonomy places the organism in Eukaryota, Metazoa, Chordata, Mammalia, Rodentia, Cricetidae. The record is from RefSeq and is a predicted model, not a curated record.
CCUUCGCUGGCUGUACCACACAGUGAGUGGGCCGGCCGGGUAGGCAGGAUAUAAAGCCUGGGUUGCACAGCCGGCAGGACAUACACUAUCCUAGGCUGCACCGCAACGGAUCUCUCGGUAACUCUUCAGGGUCGUCCGGGCAACCCGUUGCUCAUCAGCCAAUCAGCGUCUGGGACUACCAUCUGCCCUUAACAUCUGGAGCCAUGGCGGGGAGAAGAGCCCUGAUUGUCCUGGCCCACUCAGAGAGGACAUCGUUCAACUACGCCAUGAAAGAGGCUGCCAUGGAGACUCUGAAGAAGAAAGGUUGGGAGGUGGCUGAAUCUGACCUCUAUGCUAUGAACUUUAACCCCAUCAUUUCCAGAAAGGACAUCACAGGUAAGCUGAAGGACUCAGAGAACUUUCAGUACGCUGCAGAGUCAUCUCUAGCAUACAAGGAAGGCCGCCUGAACCCAGAUAUUGUGGCUGAACAGAAAAAGUUGGAAGCUGCUGACCUCGUGAUAUUUCAGUUCCCGCUGCAGUGGUUUGGAGUACCCGCCAUUCUGAAAGGCUGGUUCGAGCGAGUGCUGGUCGCAGGAUUUGCCUACACAUAUGCCACCAUGUAUGACAAGGGUCCUUUCCAGAAUAAGAAGACCUUGCUUUCCAUCACCACUGGGGGCAGCGGCUCCAUGUACUCUGUUCAGGGUAUCCACGGCGACAUGAACAUCAUCCUCUGGCCAAUUCAGAGCGGCACUCUGCAUUUCUGUGGCUUCCAGGUCUUGGAACCCCAGCUGGUGUACAGUAUUGGCCACACCCCACCAGAUGCUCGGAAGCAAAUCCUGGAAGACUGGAAGAAGCGCCUGGAGACUAUCUGGGAUGAGCCGCCACUAUAUUUUGCUCCAAGCAGCCUGUUUGAUCUAAAUUUCCAGGCAGGAUUCUUACUGAAAAAAGAGGUUCAAGAGGAGCAGAAAAAGAAUAAAUUCGGCCUUUCUGUGGGCCAUCACUUGGGCAAGUCCAUUCCAGCUGACAACCAGAUCAAAGCUAGAAAAUAAGAUUUUUUUUUUUCUCCCCCU